Messenger RNA from Eimeria maxima, 2952 nucleotides. RefSeq lists its product as hypothetical. Lineage: Eukaryota; Apicomplexa; Conoidasida; Eucoccidiorida; Eimeriidae. Gene Ontology annotation, cellular component: nucleoplasm; nucleolus. The transcript has a single exon. The coding region runs from base 1 to 2952 and encodes 983 amino acids. The record is from RefSeq and is a predicted model, not a curated record.
AUGAGGCUUUUUGUAAAGUUCUGCUGCGGGGGUCGCAGCACUCCUGCUGCUGCAACAACCCCCCAGGAGCAGCAGCAGCAGCAGCAGCAGCAGCAGGAUCUAUGGAGCCGGAGUCUGUGCUGCUGCGGCACUAGCUGCCGCCCCUUCUCAGCAGCAGCAGCAGCAGCAACUGACAGUUGUGUGUAUGUAGAUGAGCAGCAGCAGCAGACAGUUGGCCAUUUAAAGCAGCAGCUGCUGCAGUUGCUGCUUCGUGGAUCUUUUUCCUCAGAUGGACAAUUUAACAGCAGCAGCAGCUGCAGCAGCAGCAACAACAACGAUUGCUGCAGCAGCAGCAGCAGCAGCUUGCUGCAGCUGCGGCUGCAGGGAUUUAUGCUGCCUAAUGAGCAGCCAUUGGCUGUUCUUAGGGAUGGGGAUAUCCUCUCUGCAUGCUUACAUCAGCUUAAUCUAAGGCAUGCGCAGCAGCAGCAGCAGCAGCAGCAGCAGCCACAGCAGCAGCAGCAGCCGCAGCAGCAGCAGCAGCAGCAGCAGCAGCAGCAAGCAGUAGAGGUUCUAGGCAGCAAACGCUGCGCACAGGAACCUGAUGGGUGCAGCAAAAGGCAAAGACAGGCAACAACAACAGCAGCAGCAGCAGCACAAUCGAAGACUGCUGCUGCUAACCGCAGGGCAGCGAGCAGCAGCAGCAGCAGCAGCAGCGAGGAAAGCGACAGCAGUGAUGACAGCAGCAGCAGCAGCAGCAGCGACGAGGACUGUCCUCGUCCUCUGCGUAUGUGUGUUGCACAUGCAGGAGCAACGCGAACCAAGCCUGCAGCAACAGCAGCAGCAGCAACUGCAGCAACUGCAGCAGCAGCAAAGCAGCCUACACCGCGAAGGCAAGUACGCCCUGGGCAUGUAAUCAUUGGCAGCAGCAGCAGCAGCAGCAGCAGCAAUAGCGACAGCAGCAGCAGCAGCGAGAGCGAAGGAGAGUCUAAUGGUAAGAGGGGAAGGACCUUGCAGCAGCAGCAUCAGCAGCAGCAGCAGCAGCAAAGAGGGAAGGAGCAGCGCCGCUUAGGACCCGGACCCCUCCCUGCUCCCCUGCAGAGACUCCAGCAGCAGCAGCAGCGCCACCAGCAGCAACAGCAGCAGCAAAACCGUCAGAUGCGUCAGCAACCGCAGCAGCAGCAGCAGGCGCAGCAGCAGCAGCAGCAACAGCAGCAGUAUCGAGGGAGAAUUGAAGGCGAUUUUGCGGGCGCAGCAGCAGCAGCAGCAGGUAAAAGAAGACCAGGAGAAGCAGCAUCUGCUGCUUCCUCCUCACCAGCUAAUGGUGCUGCAGCAGCAGCAGCAGCAACAACAACAACAACAACAACAGCAGCAGCAGCAGCAACAGAAGCAGCACCUGCAGCAGCAGAAUUUGUUGACUGGCAGGGGCCCCUGUCUGCUGCCUUAGAGAAUAAAUGGCUGCAUGCGCAGCUGCUGCUGCUGCAGCAGGGAGUGCCGCAGCUAUCGCAGCAGCAAAUCUUUCGUGUGCUGCAGGUAGACAUGCAACGUGGCCGUUUGCUGCUGCAGCCAGCAGCAGCAGCAGCAGCAGCAGGAGCAGCAGCUGCAGGAGGGAGGAGAGGGAGACAGCAGCAGCAGCAACGGAGGUGGAGGGAUUGGACAGAGUUAACGUCAGUACAAUUGCUGCCAAAGGACAAGGAAGCUCUGCAGCAGCAGCAGCAGCAGCAGCAGCAAGAGCAGCAGCAAGAGCAGCAGCAGCAACAGCAAGAGAAGCAGACGGAUGCUACAACUGGAGGCAACAGCAGCAGCAGCAACAGCAGCAGCAACAGCAGCAGCAACAGCAGCACAGGAUCCAGCCAAAAGAGCAGCAGCCCUGCGCAGUAUAGGCCGAUGCGAGAAUUGCGAGCUGCAGCAGCAGCAGCAGCUGCUGCUGCUGCUGCUGCGGAUGCAUCUCCUGCUGCAGCAGCAGCUGCAGGAACAGCAGCAGAGAAGACAACAGACACAAUAGAGAAGAGACGCAGCAGCAACAACAGCCAAGCAGCAACAGCAGCAACAGAAUCAGAUGAUUCCUCAUCCCCUACAGCAGCAGAUGCUGCUGCACGAACAGGAGCAGCAGCACCAGCAGCACCAGCAGCACCAGGAGGAGCAAGAGCACCAGCAGCAGGAGCAGCAGCAGCACCAGCAUCAACAGGAGCAGCAGCAGCAAAAGAAGCAAUAUAUCCAUGGAUAGCAACAGCACUAGUGCAUGCAGAGGAGAGAGGGAACAAACUGCAGCAGCUGCUGCUGACCACUGGUCCACUGCAGCCGCUGCAGCUGCCAGGUAGUGACACCUGGCUGCAGCAGCAGCAGCACGUAGACCUAUGGAGGAGGGCGGUGCAGGAGCAGCAGCAGCAGCAGCAGCAGCAGCAGCAGGAGGAUGAGGAAGAAAAGGGUGAUCGUGAGGUUUGGGCAGCAGCAGCAUCAGGUGCAGCAGCAGCAGCAGCAGCAGGUUGUGGUGCUGGUGUAUGUAUUCCUCUUCGUGCAUGCAAGAAUAUACUUCCUGGUGAACUAAUAGUAGCAGCAGAGCAUCUGCUGCAGCAGCAGCUGCUGCAGCUUCGUGCUGCAGUAAGGAGACAAAUAGAUUAUUAUUUUUCUCCGCAUAAUUGGCAAAGAGACACUUUCUUACAAGAGCAGUCUCGUCCCUUGUUGCUACCUGUUGCUGCAGCAGCAGGAGACCAGCAGCACCAGCAGCAGCAGCAGCAGCAGCAGCAGCAGCAGCACCAGCAGCAGCAGCAGCAGCAGCAGCAGCAGCAGGAGCAGCAGGAGCAGCAGGAGCAGGAGGCAGUCCCCUUAUCAUUAAUAAUAGGAUUUCCUCGUAUAAAUAGAUUAACAAAAGAUAUUUAUUUUAUUAUUUCUUCUAUUAAGGAAGGAUUAACAUUUGUAUUUAUAUACGGACAUAACGACGAACUAUUUCUUGUUAGGAGGAAUAAGACUAGCUAG